This is a messenger RNA of Anisakis simplex (herring worm), 476 nucleotides long. The record is from the annotation of a GenBank genome assembly. NCBI's taxonomy places the organism in Eukaryota, Metazoa, Nematoda, Chromadorea, Rhabditida, Anisakidae.
UGUCUGAUCUUGACGAUAUUAUACCGCCGCACUUACAAAAUUUUGAAGAUGAUACAGAAGUCGGAGUGGAGGCAACAGAUGCAUUGGGCAGUCCUCUGCCAACUUCACCAAGUCAUUUCGGUGUGUACACUUCUGCGGGGGUGCAUCAGAAAGGUAUCAGUAUUGACUCAAGACGCAAGCAUUCGUCAGAUCUCGAUGAAACACCAAAGAGUGGAAGUGUAUUCAGCGAUUUAGGCUUGAAAGGUAAAUUAUCGAGAAGUUAUAAUGAUGAGGAAUCAGUAAGUUAUAAUAGUGGCAGUAGUUAUACUAGUGGCGCUGAUGGAACCGUCAGUCAACAGAUGAUCGCAUCUGGAUCCAUGAAGCCAGCAAAAUCAAGUCCUGUAGGGGGGAAUGGAACCGGAGCUGAUUUGAUGGGCGAAGGCGUGCAACGGGAACGAAGUGCAACAGACUUCAGUGAUUUAUCGCCAUCGGGUUCG